Closterium sp. Yama58-4 is the source of this 426-nucleotide messenger RNA. The record is from the annotation of a GenBank genome assembly. NCBI's taxonomy places the organism in Eukaryota, Viridiplantae, Streptophyta, Zygnematophyceae, Desmidiales, Closteriaceae.
AUGGUGCUCCUCGCGGCAGUGCAGCAGGGAGCAGCGAACUGGUGUACGCCUCCUCCGGAGCCCAACCGACCCGCAGGACAAUCGGCACGGGCGCCCAACCAGCCCCCACCAAUGGCGCACGACGUGAAUGACAAUCCCGCCGCCGCCCUCGUCGACUCCGACGACGAAGCGGAUGAAUUAUUGUUGGGAUGCCAACCUCCAAAAAGAGAGAGAGAGAGAGAGAGAGAGAGAGAGAGAGAGAGAGAGAGAGAGAGAGAGAGAGAGAGAGAGAGAGAGGAACGGAAAGAAGAGGAGAGCACCGGCCUAUCCAGUCAUCUAGGAACGUGGCGUUGGCAUGAAACACGGGACGCCAUACAUAUGAUCACAGCCAUUUUUCUCCAUUCGCUGUUAACAUAUACCGUUGAGGUGGUGGAAAGAAAAGAAUGA